GAGAGAGCAGGAGAAAACAAAGGGAGGGAGGGAGUGGGAUAUUUCUGAGCUCAGGGCCGGGGAUUAAACGGUCGAGAACAGUCCCAAUACGAUGACAGUACGCACCACACAGUCCGGGACACGUAUUCUACCGAUUCCGACAAGCUAUUCUGUCAUCUCUCUUUAGUCACUUCAUUGGGCCCUCCCGGUUCACAACCCCGGUCUGUCUCUUUCUGUAGAACACGAGGUGACUACGGGUAUUAAAAAUUCUGAUUGGGUCUGAUGAUCACAAGGGCCCUCCUCCACCUCUUCUCGGCUAAUCCCGAUGGGACUCCGGAGCUGAUGUCACAGAAGGCAAGAGGGUUUUCCUGUUCGGGAAUCCAGAAGAGACAAUCCAUACCACGUUAAAUGGAGGAGAAGGAGAGGAGUAGGAGCCGGUCUCCUUCUCGUAGCCGUAGGGCCAGCCGGGUGCAGCAGGUGGUGGGGACGUUAAUCAGACGCACCCGAGAAUCACUAAGCAGAGAGCGGAUCCUUGGCGAUGGGAGGUCCAACCGCUCAGGCAGCGUGUCCAGUCAGAACUUCCCGGUGAGGCUAACGGUUCAGAUCAUCAGAGACCCGGUGUUGGACUCCAGAGGUCAUGGGUUCACCUUCUCCAAACAGCACCCCCUGCUGGUCAGGGACGUGUCUACAGGUGGCCCAGCGGAUGGCAUACUGUACCCUGGAGACCAGGUGUUACAGAUCAAUGACCUGCUGGCAGAUGAUCUCAGCAAUGAACAGCUGCAAGACGUCACCAGGGACUUGGAGGACUCUGUCACAAUGACAAUCUUAAGGCACAUGACAGGUCCUAAGUCGUCCAUCAUGUCGGCGGAGAAGAGGGCUCGUCUGAGGAGUAACCCGAUCAAAGUGCGCUUCGCAGAGGAAGUGGUCGUUAACGGUCACACUCAGGGAAACUCUCUUCUGUUCCUGCCCAACGUUCUGAAGGUCUACCUGGAGAACGGACAGACUAAGGCCUUCAAGUUCGACGCUACCACCACCAUCAAGGACAUCGUUCUGACUCUGAAGGACAAGUUGUCCAUCUGCUGUAUUGAGUACUUUGCUCUGGUGCUGGAACAGCAGUAUAGCAUUACCAAGCUACUGCUCCUACACGAGGACGAGCUUAUACACAAGGUGGUGCAGAAGAAGGAGAACAGCAGCCAUGACUACAAGUGUCUGUUCAGGGUGUGUUUCAUUCCCAGAGACCCCCUGGAGCUGCUACAGGAAGACCCCACCGCCUUCGACUACCUCUUCCUCCAGAGCGUCGGGGACGUUCUACAGGAGAGGUUUGCGGUGGAGAUGAAGUGUAACACCGCACUGCGUCUGGCUGCCCUGCACAUGCACGAGAGACUGAACAGUAUAGGCUCCACCCGGACCUCUAUCAAGAGCAUCACGAAAGAGUUUGGUCUGGAAUGCUUCAUCUCUCCCACUCUGCUCAGUAACAUGAGAGAGAAGGACCUGAGGAAAGCCAUCAGCUACCACCUCAAGAAGAUCCACUCACUGCUGGAGCCACGACAGAAGGUUAUCUCAGCCACUCAGGCCCGGCUGGCCUACCUCACCCAGCUUGGAGAACUAAUCUCCUACGGAGGCCGCUCCUAUACAGCCACCAUGAUGUUGCAGGACCGGGAGGUACUGGUCAGUCUGUUGGUGGGGGCACGCUACGGCCUGAGUCAGGUGGUCAACCACAAGCUCAACAUGGUGUCCACACUGGUAGACUUCAGCAGCAUCAGUAGAGUGGAGCUGCUCUCUGAGUCGGACAGAGUCAGCCUGCUACGUAUCUCACUGCACGACAUCAAGCCUUUUGCCUUACUGAUGGACUCUCUGGCAGCCAAAGACUUGGCGUGUCUACUGGGGGGCUAUUGCAAGCUCCUGGUGGACCCCAGAGUGUGUGUGUUCCGUCUGAGACGCCCCAAGGUGCGGGUGCACAGGAUACCUGCUGAGGAAGGUGUGUGUGAAGGGAGGUUCGCCGUUAUAGAGGGAGUUUGCUAUGAAUCGCUGACAAGCUAUGUGUCCCGCUGCUGUAGUGACUCCGAUGACUCGUCAGACGAGGACUACCCCACCGAGCCUCCACCAACUCACACCCGCAAACGCCCCGCACCUGCCAGCAAAGACAGGGAGGGGUGGAGGAGUGAAGAAGAGGAGCAGAGAGGAGCGGAGGGAAAGAAAGAGAGAGCUGGGAAAGAAUACGAAGAGAAACAAGAAGUGACGAUCAUUGAGCUGUCAGAGAAGGACAUGGAGGUAGAGGAAGAGAACGGAAGGGAAGUGAGAGGAAGAGAGAUCAUGCUAGGAAUUAAAGCUAACGCAGGAACAGUGGAACAGGACAACUGGUACCACACAGACCCGCGGGUCAACAGUAGCUUCUCCAGCCUGUCCAGUGGCUCUCUGAAGGUGGCCUUGGAGGAGAGCAGCGCUGCAGCUGCAGCCAGAGGAGGAGGCCCAGCCAAGGCCUCCUCUCGCUUGGUCGCCCUGCGUGAGGACAGCCCCUCUCUCCGGUCCCAACGGCCAACUCAGGGGACCACCACCCUGGAUGUCCACCACCCGUUCCUCCUGGAGGUCACAGCUCCCUCUCCUCAGCGUCAGAGAGAGGGCACCCCCGGCAGCACGGCCUCUGCCCCCGUACGCCCCACCAACCUGAGUUACCGCAGCAACGACAGCUCGUGCCUGUGCUUCACUGAACACUCCAAGGGCAGCUAUCUCCCCAGCCCCCUCGAGGCCACCAGCGACGAGGAGGAGACGGAGGAAGUUGACGAUGACGACGAUGAGGAGGAACUGAGACGGCUCUCUAAGAUCCCAAGUCACGUAGACCUGCGCCUCAUAGACAAGAUCUGCGCCCAGUCUAACAAAACUGCUUCCAACAACAAGUUAGACAUCCCCAUCCACAUCUCCUCCUGUGAAAAGAGGGCGGCUUGUAGCUCCACCCGCAAAGGGGAGGAGAGUCUAUCAAGACACUCCGGAGAUUCCGGUCCUUUCCUAACGCCGUCCCCUAACGCUCCUCCUCCUGUUGCUAGGGAAAGUGCCUCAGAGUCAGACGAUGAGUUCUUCGAUGCCCAGGAGCGGUUCACUCCUCCAGUUCCUCCUGAUGGCACAGAAAACAGUUUGGAUGUGGCUGACGAUAAUAGACCCAGUAAACGCUGGAGUGACACAGGAAAGGGACUGCUAGUGGUACCAGAGAGGGAGCCUCCCUCACCCCUCAAAAAGAAGCACUCCUCACCUGACCACAAGAAACAGCAGGAGACCCAACGAGACCCAAAGCUCCACUCAAACCAGUCUUCCAUGCAGAGUGUCGAUGCCAAGAUCAAACCACCAUUGGCCCCCAAGCCCCAGCUACCCCCAAAACCUGAACUGGCCCCGAAACCUGAACUGGCCCCCAAGCCCCAGAUAGACCCCCAGAGGUCUCCCAAGUGUGGGGGUCCGUACGCCCACUGUAACGGGGAUGCUCGUGGGGGCCACGCGGGGCUCUUGGAGAUAGACACCAUGGAGCCGGAAACGAUGGAGUUUAAAUCAGUCACCUCGGGGGCGGGGGGGCCUCCACUCUCCUCCCCCCUCAUCACGGCUGUACGGAAGAACCAGCAACCCCCUGCUGAACCUCAGGCUGUGGAGAACGGGCUCAGGCAAGAGAACGGGCCUAAGAUAGAGAACAGUUCUAAGCAAGAGCACAGUUCUAAGAUAGAGAACAGGACUCCUAACUUGCUUCCUAAAGAUUGUGUUCUGGUCACUGCUGACAAGCAGACAGCGAGGAUUGAAACUAAAACAAAUGGGAUUUCCCUGCCGAAGGGAGAGGUCCGAAAUGCGGUUGGGGUGGAACCCCCGAGAAAGCUGCAAAGCUUAUCCCCCAUUCCACGUUCAGCUUCAGGAGAUGAGAUCAGGUUGAGCCUUACCAGCCCUCCAUCGCUCUCUCCCAGAACCUCCCCUCCUUCUCUUCAUCCCCUAACAGUCCUCCCCAUCCCGGUCUCACCAAAGGAGAAAGAUGGGGUGUCCCCACCGAACGGCCUCCACCCCUGGGGCAGUCGCAAUGGGAGCGCUCAGUCCGGGAGGAGGGUCUCUCUGAGUCACGAGAACCUGUCCCCCAAAAACGCAGACGGCCCUCUCAGUCUGACCACCUCCCUCACCACCUCCUCUAAAGGGACAGCGGGAGGCCCAGAGAGCACAGGGAGGUCAGGGUCAGGUUCAGACCUGAGGGUCAGUUCUUCCAGCCUGGGGGGCCGUCUGCCUACCUCAGCCCUGAGAGGGCGGAUCCAGGCCCUGCCCUGGUACAUGACCCGCUCCCAGGAGAUCCUGGGCACCCUGGACUACCCCUCCACCAGCUCUGUCAACGAGGAUGUCACGUCCGGGUACGGCUCCGGUCUGUCGGUCAGCGGAGCCUCCGAGGUCAGCAAGGUCACUGCCAAGGCAGUAGGUGAGACUGCAGUGGGUAAAGGGAAAAAGGAAGUGCUGGAGGAUGGAGCCGAGGUCGUCAUAGCGACCAUCAAAGAGUUCCAGGAAGUGACUCCCCGUUUGAAGGAGGCCAAUGGGACGAACGUGUCGCACCCCAACCAGGCCCUGAGAGAAAAUGGGCCGCACGUCUCUGAGCCUUAUGGGUUUCUGGGCUCCUGCAAGUCGGAGCAGCCCCAGUCCAGGCCCCACUCAGAGGUGGGGUUAGGGGGUGGUUCAGGCCCACCCCUAGAGGGGGACUCUCUGGUGCACACCCCUCCACAGGCCCACCGCGAGGCGUGUGGGUGCCGCACCGUCUACGCCAACUGCUUCAGCGGCGACGUGGAGGAUGGCUGCGGCUUUGACGAGGAGCUCACAAUCUACGAGUUCUCCAAACGCACGCGCCCCAAACAAGCCCGCUCUACACCCCUGCCCUCCCCCACCUCCCCUGUCCCCUCCCCCAACAUCCUGUCCCUGCUGAGGGACACCCCUCGCCCUCUCUCUACCCUCUCCACUGCCUCCUCAGAAAUUAGCCCCCUCCUAUCCCGCCCUGUCUCCCCAACGCCCCCAAUAGGCGCCCUGCGCUCCCUCACCAACAAACGCUACGUGGGGCUGAAGGGGGGCUUUGCCUCCCUGAGGCAGGACAUCGAUCAGCUACGCCUGGUCCUGGAGAGAGGCACGACUGGGCCACCACCUUCAUCAGAACACUCUAAAACAGACCAGGAUGGGUGUGGAGAAGAGGGACCCAACCAAGACGUGGGGCAAGAGGAGGGUCCGACCCCAUGCUGUGGAGGGGCAAGUCCUCUACUCUUGACAGAGGCUGAGAGGAGUUUACUCCAGGCAGAGGCCCGGCGGUUGGCAACAGGGUGCCAGCGUGCCACACGUGUGGGCUGGGCUCCGGAGGAGGCGCUUCGGUCCUUAUCCAACAGCUUUAGUGCCCUUGUGCAGCUCUCUGCAGCCUGCCUGAGAACACACCCCUGUCCUGGCUGUGACAUCUGCCGCAAUAGGCGUCAGAUCCACAGCACUGAUGAUGAGGGCCAGGAGGAGGCUCUGGACAAGCUGAAGGAGAUCGUAGGGCUGUACCGGGAGUUUGUUGGGGCUGUGGAGAUGGCUGAAACCAGGGCUGGGGCUGGCAGUGGGACUGGGUCUGGGGAUGGACAGAGGCAGGGAGAGGGCGAGGGGGUGAGGCUGCUGGCCAAACGCUGCACGGUGCUCAUCUCUUCCGUCUUUGCGCUCACGCAGCUGUUCAGGAUGCACUCGCCGGACACGACAGACCUGCUGGGUCAAACACCUCUCCACUUUUGACCUCUGAACUUUUAAAACCCCUCCUCACCGCCAGGACGGAGGUGAGAUGAGGGGAGGACUUAGUAAGAGAAGGGAGGAGGAGGAAGGGCUGUUGACACGAUUCUUUAGCAAAGUGGGAUCUGGUGUGUGGCCCUACAUAUAGUUCAGUACAUACACACUUGUACAGUAAGUGCCAUGCACACCACAGCACACAGAAUAAACACACACACACACCAGACACAUCCAUAAAUGAUGAGAGGAACCUCUUCCACUGACUGCCAUUACUGCUAGGUCUCCCGAUAGACUCAUCUGGAUUAUGCAUUUGUACAUAGGUAUUUUAUAACUAUCUAUCUAUCUUAUUUUAUUAUUAUAUUCUGUAUGUGUAUGUAUGAAAUAUGUAUGUACGUAUUUAAGUAUGUUUGCACCAUGGUCUAUGAUGUGAAGGGACCUGCUGGUGUAAGACCCCGGUGGUUAUCACUGGAUUUUGUAUAUAUUGUUUUUGUCAUGUGUGAUUUUCUACCUCCACCCACUUCCCUUCCUCUGACCUGGUGUCUGCUGAGGAGACGAGAGAGCAUUACUUUAUCUUCUGCUUAUUUAAUGAUUCUGUGGAUCAAGUUAAAGUUCAAAUCUGUCAUUUAGAUUUGUCCAUUGGGAAAAAACUUUUUAGGUCUAACAGUAAAUCACUAACUUUUACAUUUGCCGAGACCCACCCCUUGAAGUUUACAAACAAAUGCAAAGGGAGAACUAUUGACCGUGAAAGAAAGUUACAUUUUGCAGAAGUUACAGAAAUUAACCCCGUGAAAAGUGUACACCGUUCCUGGCUCCUGACUGACUACUUGUGUGAGAAUGCUUGAACGGAGUAAACACUCAAUAACCCAAAUGCUUAUGCAGUAAUUAUACAGUACAUCAACUUUGAAUCUAAAGGAUACAUAUAUUUUUCUGGGGUGGGUUGGGUGGGUGGUGGAAUAGGGGGAAGGAAUUAAUUUGGUAUUUUGUACAAAGUUUUUGACAAGGCUGACUGUUAAAGCUAACUAGAUGUAGCAACGAUCCAAAGUAAUUUAACACCGAGCCACAAUUUUACUACUUGCCCAUGUUUAGCUCUGCAGACGGACGGACUGAUUCUGUUUGUGCCAGAGCUGUUGAUAGAUAUGUUUGUGUUCGUUUGAUUCUAUCUGUCCUUCCUUAGUUUAUGGCUAUGCAAACAUAACCACUACUUUCCUGUUCUCCAACAUAUCAUUCUCUGUUACAAUUGUGUUAACAUUAAAGACAAGACUAUCUGUAUGUGUUUUAUAGCCAUUGUUAAUGGAAAAUACAGAGGGAUUCCCCUUAUGAUAAAGGGAGAUGUGGAUUAGGAUCACAGGCUAGUUCAGGAUUGCAACGUUCUGCAAUGUUGCAUGUAAUGGGACGCAACAUAUCCCAACAAAGGCCUCCAACCUACUGUGUUGUGGGUAAAAUGCAGAGCCGUUUUGUGACUGGAAACGGUCAGAACUCACUGAUCCUGUCAAGAUGCUGUAAACAUAUUCAGUCUGAAGUUUGACUCAAUAAAUUGGUGUUUUUGCCUUUC
Salvelinus fontinalis (brook trout) is the source of this 7270-nucleotide messenger RNA. RefSeq names its product FERM and PDZ domain-containing protein 1-like. Lineage: Eukaryota; Metazoa; Chordata; Actinopteri; Salmoniformes; Salmonidae. The coding region runs from base 388 to 5727 and encodes 1779 amino acids. Gene Ontology annotation, molecular function: protein binding. The transcript is spliced from 17 exons. Gene Ontology annotation, cellular component: cytoskeleton. The record is from RefSeq and is a predicted model, not a curated record.